Messenger RNA from Amphibalanus amphitrite, 1734 nucleotides. RefSeq names its product methyltransferase N6AMT1-like. Lineage: Eukaryota; Metazoa; Arthropoda; Thecostraca; Balanomorpha; Balanidae. Gene Ontology annotation, cellular component: eRF1 methyltransferase complex. Gene Ontology annotation, molecular function: protein methyltransferase activity; S-adenosylmethionine-dependent methyltransferase activity; nucleic acid binding. The transcript has 4 exons. The record is from RefSeq and is a predicted model, not a curated record. Gene Ontology annotation, biological process: methylation. The coding region runs from base 600 to 1289 and encodes 229 amino acids.
AGUCACCGUGGGUUUAUUGUUUUGGUUUUAUUGGUUUCACCGAUUUCGCCGGUCUCACGUUCUUUUUCUAGGCUCUUGCCUAUGAUCUAGGUUCUUGCUCGUUCUUGUUCUAGUCCUCCUUGUGAGUUGUGAUAAGCAGGCCAGCAGCUCAUAUAUCUAAUGACUGAGUUCAAAAAGUCAUGGAUGACACAGCCAGCACAAAUACUUCAGUUGAAGACAGAGACUUUGGUGACAAUCCAACAAGUGAUGCACUCUCAGAAGGAUUUCUGAACUCUGUAAAACCUGUCAUCGAUCGCAUUGAUCUUGGAGUCAAGGAAACACAAGAGAGCCAGGAGACGCUGAGUGCCCUGCUCGAGGCGAUCGCCGAGGACUUUGCCCGGUUGUCGGCCGUAGCACCGUCGCCGGUUGACAUUGAGGAGCACGUGAAGCGGCUGCACAGCGUGAAGAGACGCGUGGCCGUCACCAACAAUACGCUGCAGACCGUGCAGGAGCGCUUGACCAGGAUCAGGAGUCACCUGGCCCGACAGCGUGCGGCGCACCCGCCGGCGGCCGCCGCCGCCCCCGCUGCUGACCCCGCGGCCGCCCCUCAGUAGCGCGCCAUGCAGACGCCCGACAUCUCCCACCUGACGGCGGCCGACUACGACCGCGUCUACGAGCCGGCCGAGGACUCGUUCCUGCUGCUGGACGCCCUCGAGGCGGACCUGGAGCGGCUGCGCGCGCGCCGGCCGCGCCUGGCGCUUGAGGUCGGCAGCGGCUCCGGUGUGGUGAUAACGGCGCUGGCGGCCGCGCUGCCCGAGUGUCUCUGUCUGGCUACUGACCUGAGCGAGGCCGCGUGCCGCGCCACGUGGCGCACGGCGCACAGGAACGGCGUCACCGUGCUCCCCGUGCGCUGUGACCUGACGGCGGCGCUGCGGCCGCGCCUGGCCGGCCAGCUCGACGUGGUGCUGUUCAACCCGCCGUACGUGGUGACCAGCACGGAAGAGGUGUGCGCCAGCGGCGGCCUGGCGGCCAGCUGGGCCGGCGGAGAGCGCGGCAGGGAGGUGACCGACCGCCUGCUGCCGCAACUGCCCGACCUGCUCGCCCCGGACGGACUGUUCUACCUGGUGGCCAUCCGGGAGAACGACGUGGACGACUUGGGCGCGGUGAUGGCCGGACUCGGCUUCGACAUGUUUCGGGUGAUGAGCCGGCGGGCCGGACCGGAGCACCUGUCCGUGCUGAGGUUCGAGCGGCGCGCCGAGUCGGGAGGGACCGGGCCGCCGGAGGGUGGAGAUGUACCCCAGAGACCAUGAGGAUCGCCGCGGAUCGGCCGACCGGUGGAGAGGUGUACCAUAGGGACCGAGAUGGCGCUGGUGGUCGGUGGUGUGCAGGAAUAUCAUAACUGUGAUCUAUCCUGGGCGCUCUUUUGUAUACCAUGGGAGGGGCAUGAUCUGGAGCUUUGGGCCGUCAGAGCGGGAAGGCAACGAACCGUCGUAUGCCAAACGCAUGCCAAGGAAAUGGCGGGACUUUGCGACCCGAUUUGAUAAGAUGGUCAAUCAAAAUAGGGUUUACAGUUCCUCAGUGUAUACCCAGUUUGUUUAUACCCCUGCGUCGUGCGAUAAGAGCUAUCUGAGCAUUGUUGAGUUAGCUACUCCUUGUCGGUGUUCGUUUUUGUUUUGUCGAACGCCUAGCAUGCUCCUGAAUUUUGAUGUGCUUUUAACAAACGAGUUUAUCAGUGAAAAUAUAAUAAAAUCUGCC